CGCUUGGCUGGGUAGUCUGGCCUUUUUGAUUGACAUCCUUUCUUUUCUUUUCUUCCCCCCGAAAUUGCCAUCCAUUCAAGUAUGUAAGACCGGUGUAUCUGGAGGAGAGCAAGCUCUUGGAAGCGCAUCAUGUACAUAUCUAUCUAGCUGCGUCGAACGCGUGGGCUCUAGAUCCGUCAGAGACCAACCGCAAAGAAGACAUCGGAGAAAGGAAAAGAAACAUCACCUUAGCUGAUCUAGCUUGCAUGAUAUAUGGUAAGGUAUGGAUAUAACCCCGCCAUCACGGCCAAUGUUGUGGGUGGUGGUCUUUGCGUCCAUCUUCCUGUCUUCCUCAGCCACGACCAUGAGUCCGGAUAUCCCCCCAGGACAGUCGGCCCCCUUCCAGGUGGUGGACGACUUGCAUCACGGAGCGUGGAUCAUCAUCAACGGUGCGAUGGGCCUGGUGCUUUCACUGGCCAGCUUCUUCAUCCGACUGUAUGUGCGGCUGGCACUGCAUCCGCCCUUCGCGUAUGAUGAUUAUGUCCUGUUGGGAGCGAGGACCGUCGCCAUCAUCCAAUCCGCCCUCCUAUUCGACGCGACCUCCCUCGGCCUGGGAACGUCCACCCACCUCCUCCAACCCACCAACAACCAGCUAACCCAAAUCCAAACCCUCACCACCAUCGGCGACAUCCUCUUCCUCACCACCCUCUACAUCUCCAAAUGCUGCGUCCUAGGCAUCUACCUCCGUCUGACGCCCCGGAAGCCGCACAACCGGGCCUCGCAGGCCACCCUGGCUCUCUGCACCGCGUGCCUCAUCGCCGCCGUGCUCGUCGUCGCCGUGAACUGCGAGCUGAAUCGUCCCUGGGAAGGAUUCGGGGCGCAAUGCGUGGAUCUUCUUCAACGGUGGCGAUUCAUCGUCGCGCUCGAUAUCGUAACGGAACUGAUCCUCUUUGGGCUGGCCGUUGCGCUUCUCUGGGGGUUGUUUAUGUCUGUAGGACGGAAGUUGAUGAUCGGGUUUGCGUUUGUGUUUCGGCUUCCCCUAAUCAUCUUCUCCAUCCUCCACAUCAUCACCAUCCAGCAGAACAUCCACGAUCCCGACCCCACGCUCGCCGUCGUGGGCCCCAUCAUCUGGGCGCAGGUCGAACUCAACUACGCCCUGGUGGCGUGCAGCGUGUUCUGCCUGCGACCGUUCAUGGCCGCCGUGAGCACGAAUUAUGGGACCGCGGGGGACUCGAAUCUGGAGGGUAGCGGAGGCGCGAGGUCGUUGAAGAUCCGCGGGGGCUUGUCGUCGAAGGAGGGGUCCGGGGGGAGGUCCCUGGCGGGGGCUGGGGCGAGGGAUGGGAGGAGGGAGGGGAGGAAUGGUGUUGCUGGGCGGUCUAUUGAGCUUGAGCUAGAUCUUGUGGAGAGAGGGGGGCGGGAUAGCGUUGGGAGUGAGGGUGGGAGUGCGAAGAAGAUGGUUAUUCGGAAGGAUGUGGAGUAUUCCAUCGAGUAUAACGGUGAGAGCUCCAAUGCGGGUGGGCAAGGUAUGGAUUACUGGGUUUGA
Messenger RNA from Aspergillus heteromorphus CBS 117.55, 1522 nucleotides. RefSeq lists its product as uncharacterized. The record is from RefSeq and is a predicted model, not a curated record. The transcript has 5 exons. NCBI's taxonomy places the organism in Eukaryota, Fungi, Ascomycota, Eurotiomycetes, Eurotiales, Aspergillaceae. The coding region runs from base 263 to 1522 and encodes 419 amino acids.